AUACUUGGAGUAGUUGACUAUUUGGAGCCAGAAAGUAAACUACAGCAUACUUAACUAGUCCACAUUUCUCUGAGCGCGUGUGAUUGCCUCUCCUGCUGGAAUGGACCCAUUACUGAGCUUGUCAUGUAGACUGCUGAUUCUACUGCCUCUUAUUGGAGUAUGUUUGACGAAAUUUGCAAGAGCAGAUGGAGUGAGGUCUGAACUCCACAUAUUCCAUCACUCAUGCGCCCUGAAGAAAGCUGAAGGGCCGUGCAGGGCAAUGAAGGACAGGUUCUACUUCGACAUUGACACAGGUCGCUGUGAGCUCUUUGAAUAUGGAGGCUGUCAAGGCAAUGCAAACAAUUUCGAGACCCUGCAGGAGUGCGAGGAUAUGUGUCAUGUGAAAGAGGACAAGAGUCCAUGUCAUCUGGAGGAUGAGCCGGGGCCAUGCAGAGGACUGGUGCCUCGCUAUUUUUUCGAUUUCAAGAGCCAAGAAUGCAAACGAUUCUUUUAUGGUGGCUGCUUUGGGAAUGCCAACAACUUCAAGACCAUAAAAGAAUGCCAUGAGAAAUGUCAACCUGGCUCAAACCACAUGGAACAAAAUUCUCCAUUAAAACCAGAGGAAGAAGAAGCAAAACCCAGGACAGAACCUCUCACUAAACAUGAGUAUUCUCCUUUGGAUGUAUCCCAUGUGUCACUGCAGAAAGUAUCCCAACCAGCUGCUCAGGAAGCAGAGUUCAGUCCCCCAGAAAUCUGCAUGAGUCCAGUUGAUCGGGGCGAUUGUGACGGCUCUGAGAGGAGAUACGUGUACAACCCCAGGACUGGGAGAUGCCAGGCUUUUCGCUACAGUGGCUGUGGAGGCAACAAAAACAACUUUGUCCACAAGAGACACUGCAUGAAGAUGUGCACGAAAGAUCACGGUCGGAGAAAGCAAAUACGGAUAAAGACGAGGAACUCAAAUAUCUUAUUCCGAUCUGUCUAGGACAUAUAUUUUCAUGAUACCAAAUGCGAAACCACUCUUUAAUCCACAUUGUGCAGCUUUGGUAUUGUGGUCGAGAAAAUAAGAGACAGCAGCAUGUGAUUGUAUCUUGCUGACCCACACAUUAUUAUCAUGUAUAUAAUUAUUACAGUUAAUGGAUUUUAAUCUUGGCUUCAUAUAUGAAGUUAUUCUAUGUAUUUUAAGUGUAAAACAUAAUUUUCCACUCUAUAUUGUUUUAUGGGGAAGAAAGGACAAAUUUACUUAUUAACAUACAUUAUAAAUUACUCAUAUCAUUUUUUCACAAUGCGCUUAUGGAUCUAUUUUAACACUGUAUUUAUGGCAGUUAUAAAUAUUUGCUGAGGAUUCUAAAUCCUUUCUUCUUUUUUUGUAAAAUUGUUCUCAAUGUUCAAACAUACUGUACUAAUUCUUUGUUUUUUUAUAAUGUGUAUACACAGUAAACACUCCAAAAUGUUUACUUUUGCUGCCCUUGCACUGUGUCCUUGAACUUAUGCCAUUGUUUGUAUGUAAUGACUUGAGGGAAAUAACUGUCUUUUAUCCAGGACACAGGGAUAAAUCCAUUGAGAGUUGAGUCUAGCAUUAAAAAAAACUUAAAAUUGUAUAAUAAAAUAUACUAAAUGUGACUAACAGAUCAUCAGUAAGACCAUCUCACCUCUCUAUAGCUGCAUAACUACCAAUAGAGUGCUAGUGAUUCUUUUGUGAAAAGGAUUGUAGAACUUGAUGAUAGACUUGUACAAAAAAAAUGCUUAAGAUACUACACAAGAUGGAGCUGUUACUCUUGAGAAGACAUUUUGGAAUCCACUACCAGUUGUUAAUAUUCCUUUACCUGAACUUUUUUUUAAACAGUUAUAUUUGAAUGAUCUUUCAUUAUGUUUCUUAGUUGACUGGUGGAGGUUAUUAAAAUUUAAAACAUUUGAUUCAAUGUA
Messenger RNA from Rhinichthys klamathensis goyatoka, 1902 nucleotides. It is a transcript of the gene tfpia, whose product is annotated as tissue factor pathway inhibitor a. Gene Ontology annotation, cellular component: extracellular region. Lineage: Eukaryota; Metazoa; Chordata; Actinopteri; Cypriniformes; Leuciscidae. The record is from RefSeq and is a predicted model, not a curated record. The transcript is spliced from 7 exons. Gene Ontology annotation, biological process: negative regulation of peptidase activity. The coding region runs from base 101 to 961 and encodes 286 amino acids. Gene Ontology annotation, molecular function: serine-type endopeptidase inhibitor activity.